Molecule: messenger RNA, 5977 nt
Organism: Brienomyrus brachyistius
Lineage: Eukaryota; Metazoa; Chordata; Actinopteri; Osteoglossiformes; Mormyridae
Gene: mmp15a
Product: matrix metallopeptidase 15a
Exons: 10
Coding region: 724-2649 (641 amino acids)
Biological process (GO): collagen catabolic process; proteolysis; extracellular matrix organization
Cellular component (GO): extracellular matrix
Molecular function (GO): metalloendopeptidase activity; zinc ion binding
Source: RefSeq, a predicted model, not a curated record
CUGAAGAAAGAAGGAAGGCAGAAGAAGUAGCCUGCAUGUCGGCAGGGUAUUAUCCGUAUGAACUGAAAGGGAUCUGGAUUGAACCCCCUGAGUGUUUGCUGAUUUGCAAGUAUAUUUUAAAAGUUGCAGAUAUUUUUUGUCCGUCCUGUUCUCAAGCCUGUUUAUUUCGGAACAACUUCUCUGGUUUGGUGGAUCUAGCGCAAUUAGCUUAAAACCAAGAAUAUACGGGAAACGGUGAAAUGAGCACAUUUAAGAUGCAAUAAGUUUAUUUUUUAUUACGAUUUGCGGAAUGAAAGAAAACUGCAUAGGGUGUUUUAUUAGGACGCACGAGUAAAAAUGAUCAGUUCUGUUAUAAUCUGCGCUGUCAGUCUGUUUGUUUGACGGGAGGCAGGAAACGUAACUUACAGCAGCCUGCAAGCGCAGGAAACGAACUUCUGGACAUUUGUUCUACAAUAAAUAGAAAUGACCUGUAUACUACAUGGCAGAUUUGGUGGAUGGAGCGCGUCCUUGAGAGUGACAGUUCGGAUUAUUGUCCGCUUCCACAAUUUUUGAUGCGGCCGAUGUGUGUUUAUUGCCUCGGCUCAGUCUAUUUUUUCUUUUGCUGCACCAAGAAACAAAGGACUUAAAUUUCCAAGCUUAAUUAAACAGCAGACAUCGCGUAAGCAGUUGUCCUUGUCAAGGUUGGAUUGAUCUGCUUGCUCUGCGAAGCGCCUACAUAAGACCAUGAUGUCGCCGGUGAAAUGCUGGACUGUGCUGAUGAUCAGAUGGAGCUCGGUUCUCUCCUUCCUGAUUUUACUGAGCAGCAGGACUCAUGCUGGGCAAGACCAGUCCUUCAAUCCUGAGACAUGGUUACGGAUGUACGGGUACUUACCCCAGGCCAGCCGGCAGAUGUCCACCAUGCGCUCGGGGCAGAUCCUGUCCAACGCCAUCAGGGAGAUGCAGCGCUUCUACGGCCUGAGCAUCACCGGCGAGAUGGAUCCAGUCACUCAGACGGCCAUGAAGAAACCCCGCUGUGGAGUCCCAGACAAGUUUGGGGGUCAGAUCAAAACCAAUGUUCGGCGGAAGCGCUAUGCGCUCACCGGCCACAAGUGGACCAAAGACCUGCUAACGUUCAGCAUACAAAACUACACACCGAAAGUGGGGGAGUCCAACUCAUAUGAGGCUAUCCGCAAAGCCUUCAGGGUGUGGGAGAAAGUGACACCCCUGCGAUUUGAGGAGAUUCCCUACCAUGAGAUCAAAUAUGGCCGACGCAAGGAGCCUGAUAUUCUGAUCUUUUUCGCCUCUGGUUUCCAUGGUGACAGCUCACCUUUCGACGGUGAGGGAGGUUUUCUAGCUCAUGCCUACUUCCCGGGUCCCGGCAUGGGUGGAGACACACAUUUUGACUCAGAUGAGCCUUGGACAGUUACCAAUGAGGACCAUUCCGGCAACGACCUCUUCUUGGUGGCUGUGCAUGAAUUGGGCCAUGCGCUGGGCUUGGAGCACUCCAACAACCCUCAGGCCAUCAUGGCUCCCUUCUAUCAGUGGAUGGAGACGGAGAACUUCGAGCUGCCUGAGGAUGACCUACGUGGGAUACAGCAGAUCUACGGACCACCAGACAGCACCCCUACCCAGACCUUGCCACCCAUCACGCCUCGCAGGCCUGCCCAGCCAGAGCCCAGGCCUCCCAACCCACCAAAGACCCCACCUGGCCCCCCCCCUCGCCGGCCAGACAAGCCACACACCACAGACCGCCCAGACCACUACGGACCCAACAUCUGCGAGGGAAACUUUGACACUGUCACUAUGCUCAGAGGAGAGAUGUUUGUUUUCAAGGGUCGUUGGUUCUGGAGGGUGAGGCGUAACCGAGUUUUGGACAACUACCCCAUGCCCAUCGGCCAUUUCUGGCGGGGGCUGCCUGGUGACAUCAAUGCUGCCUACGAGCGACACGACGGGAAGUUCGUCUUUUUCAAAGGAAGUAAAUAUUGGCUGUUUAGGGAGGCAAAUCUGGAGCCUGGCUACCCUCAGGAGCUUACAGAAUACGGCCAGGGCAUCCCGUACGACGGCAUCCAAACUGCCAUCUGGUGGGAGCCUUCAGGGUUCACAUACUUCUUUAAGGAAGACAGGUACUGGCGAUUUAACGAGCAGUCCCGCUCUGUGGAUGUGGACUACCCCAAGCCAAUCAGCGUGUGGGGCGGAAUUCCACCCUCUCCCAAAGGAGCUUUCCUCAGUGAUGAUGGUGCUUAUACAUAUUUUUACAAAGGGACCAAGUACUGGAAGUUUGACAAUCAUCGAAUGGCGUGUGAGCCGGGAUACCCAAAAUCCAUCCUCAGGGACUUCAUGGGCUGCACUGUGGACCUGGAUCCAGACAAGGACACCGACACAGAAGCGAACCCCAGGUGGCCCGAUGUGGAUCAACCACCGUUCAACCCAGACGCGGGCCGUGACCGCACCAAUGACAUAGACUACAAAGACGAGGACAAUGAGGUGGACGUGAUCCUCAAGAUCGACGAGAACGAAACUCGCACCAUGAACAUCAUCAUGGUGACUGUGCCCCUGGUCCUAGUGCUGUGCAUUCUGGGAUUGAUCUAUGCCAUCAUCAACAUGCUGCAGAGAAAAGGGACUCCCAAGAUGCUUGUCCACUGCAAACGGUCCCUGCAGGACUGGGUUUGACCAAUCAGCCUUUGACUGGAGCCCACCUCCUCCAUUACUAUCAUCGUGUGCACAUCCACAAAGUAACACAUGCAGACACACACAUACACAUGUAAACACACAUACACCCACUUUACCUGGUGCUCAGCCCAAUCUGUUAACUGUAGUCUAUUUAUAUCGAAAAGAUUGCACAUUAUUUUUGUCCUUUUUUCUACGUUUUUGUCUGAAUUUAUUGUUUUGUUGUGUUUUUGGAAUUCGUGUCUACAGUAUCUUACUUUCUCUGCCUCGUUCAAAGGAUUUAUUUCAUGACUUGUGUACAAACACAAUCUACCAAAAGACUGGAGCCUGCCUGAGAAUAUCAUCUUCAAAAAUUUGUGCAGAAGGUGCAGGUCUGUGCAGCGGCAGGCUAACAUUAUCUUAGGACAGCGGAGUGUUUUGUCGUCAUUCUACUCACCAACCCACUGCAGUUCUGAUCCUCUGUCGAUGAAGGCCUUACGUAGAUGUGUACUUAAAAGCCACCGUCGUAUUGUCGCAUAGCAGUGCUGCAGAUCUCUGGCAGAUUGACUGGACAUCAUUCGCAGUUUUUUGAGCGGGUUUGGUGAUUGCUGGGUUUGGUACAAAGGCAGAUUCACAGUCACCCUCUUAAAUGUUAAUACCAUGCAUUUCUGGAGUAUGUAUCUAUAUAACCACCAAGAUCCCAAAUGGAACAGACUAAACAGUAUUCAUCACAGAUGGAAACGCGAGCUUCCAAGGCUUGUACAAGUUUGAUAAUGUUUAUAGAGCUCAGAAUUCAGUGAUAUUUAUAAAGUCAUGGUCAUUCUUCAUUUUCUCAAUGCUAUAAUAUUCAAGAAGUUGUUGAGUCCAUUGUGCUGCAGAUCCAGGACAGACCGUGGAACUCAGCACCUUCAGUCCUUUGGAUGCCAGCACCUGUGACUCAGUGUCAGUGGUUUAAAGUCCCCUGUGGACCUGCAGCGCCCCCAUGUUGACGCCCGAAGAAUCCUUUGAAGCCCUUUUGUUGUAUUAGACAUAACAAAGUCAGCACAGAUGGUGCUCCUGCUUAAUGGCACAUCAUGGAUCAUUAAAAAUAAGUCCGUGGAGUAAUAAAUGCAUAAAUAUAAACAGGAAUAGGAACUUUUGGGGGGAAAUGAUUCAGAAAAUAGAGCUGGGGAAAGCGAACUGACUUAUUUCAAAAUCCAGUCUCUGAGAGGGGAAUUAUUGCGAAGUUCUUCGAUGUUAGCCACACAAGGUGCAUUUUGGCCAGACCCCCCCAUUGGCCAUUUGUCAGUAAGACCUGCCUAAUUCAGCCAUGAGCCUUGGUGAAGGUCGGUUUCUCCCACGUAAUCUGCAUCUGUGUAAUGCAAACCAGACUGGGCUCAAAAAUACCAAGCAGCAAAGGCUUCGCAAACACUCGGCAGAUAGGACUGCCUAACGUGGCUCCCUUUGAACCCCCGCAGACGGCCUUCUCUGCGAGCCCCGCUCCGGGUCGCCCUCUUAUAAUCACAGCGCCUCUGCGCUGCACGCCGAUACCGCCAGCUCGUGUCUCUACACACCUGUUGGCUUUCAAUGACUGCUAAUCUGCUCUUUCUUAAAAGGAAAAAGGGCCAGAGAGAUUACCCUCCGCGAUAAAGCAGGUCAAGCAGCAAAUAUGCUCCAAGUUAAAGAUUAGCCUUUUUAGUUGCCCUAAAUGAGUCCAUUGCGACUGAAUGGAGCCCAUACAGCUUCCAGAUCCAAUGUUACCAAUUUACUGUGUGGGGCUUGAAACUUAAGGCUUGUAACUCUUGCUGAGAUAGAGGGCUCUGCAACCCCGGCGCUGUAGUCAGUGAUGAAUCCUGUUCAGUAUGGUUGCUUUGCAGCCCCCUCGCCCCCAUUCCCGCCAUACACCCCAGUGUCCCUGGGAGGUUCGCAGAAGACUUAAUCAGAGAUAAAAGCCCAUGCACUGUCUGCCGGGGCUGAAUGGAGCACUUAAAGGUGCAGGUCAGUGAGAGUCUCUGAGUGGUCUCCUUCACUGCUUACUCGCACGCUGAAGGACUCAAGCUGCCUUUGACAGGAAGGGGGGGGGUGUCAAUUUACAGAACAGCUGUAUGUUUCUCUCCAGUCUCCCAACCCCCCAUGCAAUAAAGAAUUGGCUUAGAGCCACCCAUCUUCCGACCACUUAUCCUGGUCAGCGGGACCUGGAGCCUGUCCCAGGGAGAAUAGGGGAGCAGGCCAGGGUACUUACUGGGCAGCAUGCCACUCCAUCACAGGGCAAACACAAACACACACACACACCCCAGGCUCCUUCCACCUAUAUUGCUUUUGUGUCCUACCCAGCCUUCCCAGUACCAUAAACAGAAAGCUAUGCCAACGGAACUACACCUUGUGUAGAUUUGAUUUUGAAGUGGAGAGAAAGAUGAAUACUUCCAUUACCUCGUUUAGAUCCUGCUGGACGGCCUCCAUUUCUUUGGGUAAAGGAGAGUUCAGGCAAAGUCGAUUGAGCGAAGAGCCAAGCAGCGCCAAGCUGACGUGCCAGUGUCUGGCCGCCGUGUGCCAGGCUGUUCUUGCCACUGUCCUUCCCCUUGUCCUCUCCAGUGGUACUCUACAUUUCCGGUACUCUGUAUACAUAUACAUUCACAGAUGACAAGAUGAGUUCCAUCGUUCCCCAAGUAUAUCUCUCUCUGCCAUCUCUCUUAACCACUAGAUCUCACUUCAGGGUAUCAGAUAUUGUUUUAUAUUUUAAGAACAAAAGACAGCAGGAUUGUCAUGUUUCAUGUUGCUUUCUAGACAUUUUUGCCCUUAUCGUGCGGCCGAUAAAUUACAGAUAGGAAACUGAAAAUAUGUUUUCCCCUUUCAGAUGUACUUAUCGGCACAGGGCAAAUGCACGUGCUCUGUAGUGACCAGUGGUGCGGGAGAGUUGCUCUCCAUCAUGCUGUUAGAUGUCAGUAACAGCAAAAUGUUUUCAAAGCAGCUUUGUAUCCCAGGAUUAAGACCAUGUGAGCCUCAGAGGGGAUCCCAGAUAUCACCUUACAAUCCACAAAUGAGUUCAGUCUAUAGCAACCACAUGGUCUUCAUUAUAAUCGAAAAUGUCAUCGGUCAAGUAAUUUGUCACAUUCCUAUUGACAAUAUUUUUUAUCUUAAUUGUUUAAAUUGUAAAUAGUACUUGUGUUUAAGAAACAUAUAAUGGGUAUGCAGGUUUUUAUUUUUUUUUAUUUUAAUGUUAAUUUUUACUUCGUGAGUAACAUUCCGUUUUUCCGCUGCAGUCACAGAAAAUUUGAUACUAUUGAUUUGCGUGUCGUUCACUGUUACAUUGUGUUUAAUGAUCCAUGCUGGACAUGUGUAGCUCUUACACAAUAAAAAUGUUAUAAAAACCAAA